GAUGAUUUGUAUUAUUUUUCUGUAUAAAUAUGAGUAGAAGAAGUAUUAUUUAUAAUAAUUUUAAUCAUUUAUUAUUUUAUCUCAUGUAUUCUUAUAAUGAUAAUUAAAAAGGAACGUAGAGACUAAUUUCUAAGAAACCUUUUGAAUUGGUCUCGCACACUUUGUUGGCAUGUAAUGUGGUGUGGAAAAUUAAGUAUAUGCAAUUAUAGUCUACUUUAUUGGCAAAGAAAAGUUAAAAUAAGAAAACCUUAAGGGUUACUGGCCCACACUACUAUUAUCUUUUCCUUUGGUCAUCCGCUAAAACCGAAGAGUCAUUAAACCAAGUCUUCCGUAGUCAACGUCCAAAGUCAACUAAGCAAAGCAGCUGGUGAAGAAUGAAUGAAGAUUCUGCUUACAUUAUAACUGUUUUAAGCUCAUAAUCGUACUAGUGACUGUAGGUGAUUCAUGAUGGCCUCAGUUUAUGGAUUUCUCUUCCUUUUGUUUUCACAAGUCAUGUUGCUAGUUGUGUUGGUGAGUGGAGAUGAGAAUAAGUACGAAGAAGGAGAGUGUCCACCUUCAUUUAGUUGUGGAUAUCUUGGCAAUAUCAGCUUCCCUUUCACUACAACUGAACACAAAGACUGUGGCUUAUUGCCAAUACAAUAUUGUCAUGAAUCUAUGAUGAAGCCCAAAGUGAUCCAAUAUCAGUAUAAAGGGAUAUUGUUUGAGUUUGAGGUUGAAGCUGUAAUCCCUCCUUUGUUUCACGCUGGUGGUGGUAGUGUUUCUUCUACUUGUAUUUUUAGAGACAAACAACUCUACAAAUUACUUCAAGACAAAAAUUGUGAAGCUUUCAGAUAUAAUUUUACUUUUCCUCCAACCCCUGAUCACUUUGUUUCUUUUAACCCCGAUACUUAUACGACCUUGUUCAUGUGCAACCAUACCCUUCAUGUCAACCCUUCAAAUUAUAUGCAUAACUAUACACACUGUUCUCAUUACAAUAUCUACUACCAGCCUCACAUCAGGGACGAUAGUGCACCUCGCAGUGCUUUUACAGCUUGUACAAAUGUCAAGCUUCCGAUUAAAGACCUCGCUGACUCUAACAACCCUUUUAAUUUUGUGACUGCUGAUAUCUUAACUGAUAUGAAGAUAACAGAUGAAUGUGCACAUUGUCACUACAUGCAAAGAGGACGUUGUCAACUUGACAUCAAUGGAAGGUUUUAUUGUGCCAAUGUUACAGUUACAAAGAAAAAGGGGCUGAGUCAGAGUGUUAAACUGGGUAUAGCUGUCAUGGUGGCUAUUGGAGUUUCCGUGAUGAUGUUGUUGGCUUACUGCAUAAGGACAAAGAUCUUCCCUCCCAUAUUUCUUUUGUUCAGGAAGGAGAACUCAACCCAUCAUAUUAUUGAGGAGUUUUUAAAAGAACAAGGACCUCUUCAUGCAACUAGGUACAAUUAUUCAGAUAUCAAGAAAAUAACAAACUCUUUUAGAAACAAAUUAGGCCAAGGAGGUUAUGGAAGUGUGUAUAAAGGGAAGUUAUGCGAUAACCGUAUUGUUGCAGUGAAAGUUUUAAGUGAAUCAAAAGGUGAUGGUGAAGAUUUCAUUAAUGAAGUUGCAAGUAUCAGUAGAACUUCACAUGUUAACAUUGUUAGACUUCAAGGGUUCUGUUUGGAUGGUUCUAAAAAGGCAUUAAUAUACGAAUUCAUGUCUAAUGGAUCUCUUGAGAAGUUCAUAUAUGAAGAGAAAUAUCCAGUGAAGGAUGAUCACCAAUUGGAUUGCAAAAUAUUGUAUGAUAUUUCUGUUGGCGUUGCUCGGGGAUUAGAGUACUUGCACAGAGGCUGCAACACUAGAAUUUUACAUUUUGACAUAAAACCUCAUAAUAUAUUACUAGACGAGGAUUUCAUUCCUAAAAUUUCAGAUUUUGGACUUUCUAAAAUAUGUCCUAGGAAAGAAAGCAUUGUUUCCCUAUUUGGUGCGAGGGGAACAAUUGGAUAUAUUGCUCCAGAGUUAUUCUCUCGAAGUUUUGGUGGGGUGUCACAUAAAUCAGAUGUCUACAGUUAUGGAAUGAUGGUUUUAGAAAUGGUUGGCCGAAGAAAGAACAUCAAGGUUGAAGUCGAUUGUUCAAGUGAGUUAUAUUUUCCACAUUGGAUUUACAAGCGACUUGAAUUGAAUCAAGAUCUUGGACUCAGGUGUAUUAAAAAUGAAAUUGAUGAAGAAAUGGUUAGAAAAAUGACAGUGGUGAGUUUAUGGUGCAUACAAACCGACCCUUCGAGUCGUCCAGCAAUGCAUAAAGUGGUUGAAAUGUUGGAAGGGAGCCUUCAAGUGCUGGAGAUACCGCCCAAACCCUUUCUGUGUUCUCCUUCAACAUCUUCAAUUCAUUUAUCAUCAACUUGUUUAUCAUCUGAAAUAUUGUAAUUUGUGUGGAUAUUAUGAUGCAAUGCAGAGUAUGUAACACUAGAAAAGAAUGUCAUGAUAAUUCACAUAUAAAUAAAAUGCCACGUUUCUAUCAAA
Messenger RNA from Cicer arietinum (chickpea), 2481 nucleotides. RefSeq names its product LEAF RUST 10 DISEASE-RESISTANCE proteinUS RECEPTOR-LIKE PROTEIN KINASE-like 2.4. The record is from RefSeq and is a predicted model, not a curated record. NCBI's taxonomy places the organism in Eukaryota, Viridiplantae, Streptophyta, Magnoliopsida, Fabales, Fabaceae. Gene Ontology annotation, biological process: protein phosphorylation. Gene Ontology annotation, molecular function: protein kinase activity; ATP binding.